This is a messenger RNA of Brassica rapa (field mustard), 3581 nucleotides long. Its product is annotated as MATH domain and coiled-coil domain-containing protein At3g58410. Lineage: Eukaryota; Viridiplantae; Streptophyta; Magnoliopsida; Brassicales; Brassicaceae. The record is from RefSeq and is a predicted model, not a curated record. Gene Ontology annotation, molecular function: protein binding.
AGUACCAAGCCUCAUUGCACUCAUGCACACUUUUCGAGUUUCAUGCGGCUCAUGCCUUUUCUUUUUUUCAUUUAUUUAUCUUUUGCAGGUAGAAUCCCUUCAAAAGGCAGAACACACUCUCUCUCUCUCUCUCUCUCUCUCUCUCUCAGUCACCAACUGUUGCUCUUCUUCCUGGAGUAAUUUAACUUGUAAUCUUUCUGAUUCUCUUGGAUACUAUUCGAUUUCUGUCUGUGAAAACUAGCAACAUCUGUCGUUGAAUGUUUAUUUUAAAUAAAGGAUUACUUAGUACAGUCUUAGUUCUAAGAGUUUACAUAGUUGAAUCUUAGUUUUUUUGUUUCUUGAUGAAGUGUUUGAUUGUCGUAUGAUUACGAACUUGUGUGUUUAAUAAUCAGACGAAAGGGCUUUUUUCCUUUUCUUUUCUUCAGGGUUUGUACUUUGAUUAGGAGGAGUUUUAUCACAUCAAUGGCCAUGCAAGUUGGUAAGAAGUUUUCUUGGGUGAUAAAGGACUUCCCCUCAUUACAAUGUAAGAUCUGCCACUCUGCUCCAGUCCUGAUCGGUGACUGCAAAUGGUUUCUUCAUGCUUAUCCUAAGGGAAACAAGGUUGAUUACUUGUCUCUCUAUCUAGAAGUUGCUGAUUCAGAAUCAUUGCCUUCCGGAUGGAGAAAAUAUGUGAAAUUCCGACUAUCCAUAGUGAAACAAAAUUUGAAAAGUGAUACAGAACUGCAAGAAACACAUUGCUGGUUUGAUGAGGAGGCUCGGUGCUGGGGGUUUCAAUCCAUGAUUCCACUUACCAAACUUCAUGAUGAGAAAGAAGGGUUUCUGGUAGAUGGAGAUCUCGUGAUAGUUGCUGAGGUUGAUGUUCUUGAAGUUAUUGGCAAUUUAGAUGAAUCAGAGGAAUCUGAAGAGUCAUGCCGUCCUGUGAAAAAGUCCAAGCACGGUGGCGGUGAAGAAUCUAUUGAUUCGCUCAAAGAAGCUCACUUGGGAAAGGAAACCAUGGACGUCAAUGGCUUUCACGUUCUUGUGUCACAGGGAGAAUCUGUGAAGCGUAUAUUUGAAAUGCACCCUGACAUUGCAGUUGAGUUUCGUGCAAAGAACCAACAUCUGAGGAACGCAUGCAUGAGUUUCCUUCUCAGCUUAACCGAGACGCUGUGCGUGUCACUUCAAGAGCUCUCUAAUGAAGAUUUGGUGGAAGCGGACGUUGCACUGACAUAUGUGAGAGAUGCUGGUUUUAAGGUGAAUUGGUUGGAGAAGAAGCUGGAGACUGUUAAAGAAAAGAAGGAGAAAGAGAAGUGUAGUUUGAUCCGGCUUGAAGAAAUGAAGGAUAGUUUACUGAAACUGAAGCAAAAAUGUUCAGAUCUUGAAGCUCUAGUAGAGAAAGAGGAGGCAGAGUUGUCGGCCAUCAGAACUCCUUCGUCAUUCGAUGAUGUGAUCUCUUGAGUUCUUACGAAUGUGUUGCUGUUCGCUUAUUGUUUCUCCUUUAGAUUCAAAAUAAGAAGUUAUCUUAUAAGGUGAUUGAACUUAUGUCUGAAGUUGUUACAUUUUGUUAAAUUAGUACUUUCUACAGCUAUGGUCUAUCAAAGUUUCGGCUAUCAAUUAGAUGAGGACAAAGUUAAUAAUCUAUGUCUGGAACUUGUAUCUGGUUCUUGUAAAGUUCGUAGGCACUUAUGCAGAAAGAUGUCACGUUGUCAUGUAUUGAAAAGAUCAGGUUCACGCUGGAAGAGUCAUGACAUGGUUAUUAAUCUUGGUGGUAAUGUAACGCUCUCUUAUGUAUGAAAACAGGAGUGGCGCUUAAAUAGUCAUGGUCAAGCCAGUUGGCUCUAGAUAGACUUGUUUAUUAUUCGUCCAUCUUACCAUUAAUUAUUUCGUAAUGAUGGCAGAAGGAUAAGUAACAAUGAGCCAAAGUUGCUCGUAUAGAAAACUUUUGUACUACUAAGUUGCAUGCACCAAUAGUUACACUUGGUCAGUUCAUGUUCCCUAAGCAAAAAAAAAUUAAACUGUUAUUGGAACAAGCAAUGAGGAGCAAAAGCGAUUGAUUUCCUUAUGGAGGUAUAAAAACGUUUUGCGUUCCUGUUUUUCUCUUCAAAGUUGAAACAAGAACCUUUAGAGUAGGCGUAUAUGUAGAGCUAGACACAGCAGCACUACUUAAAGAAAACAAUUAUGUUCUUUUUUUUUUAAUUUGUUUUUUGAAACACAAGUCAGUGUUUUUUUUAUAUGUGCCUUAUUUUUAAGUAAAUACUUUAUUUGGUGUUGAUUAACCAUUGGUGUGAAAUGUUACAGUAGGGACAAUGAAGUUGGCUUGUAUACACAUGUUGUCCUAUACUAAAAUUCAUGACAAAAAUGGUGGAUUCCUAGUAAAUGGUGAAGUCAAGGUUGUUGUCCAAGUUGAUUCUGAAGAAGAUGUACCAAUGGAAUAAGAGAUAACAAACAAACCUCAGAGCAAGAUAGAGCAAAAGAAUGGCCCAGUUUCUAGCGUUUUGCUCAAGGAAGCUUCAGCAGUAAUGGAAAGCAUAGAUGUUAAUAGGUUUCAAGUUUAUCCUUCUCAAGUAAAACCUUGUAUGAUAUGGCUUAGAAAUCUUUGGACUCUCUCAGGUACAAUCAGUGAGGCUUAUAUUUGAAAGACACCCUGAAACUGCAGUAGAAUUCCGCGCAAAGAACCAGCAUCUGAGGACAAGAUAUAUAAACUUCCUGCUUAGCUUAAUCGAGACGCUGUACCAGCCACUUCAGGAGCUUUCCAGUGAAGAUCUAGUGGAAGCGGACAUAGCCUUAACGUACUUGAAAGAUGUGGGAUUUAAGGUGGAUUGGUUGGAGAAUAAUCUGGACCUACUAAAGGCAAGGAAGGAGAAAGAGAGGGCUUGCGAGGCACGAGUACAAGAAAUGGAGGUACAACUUCAUGACUUGAAGCAUAAGUUUGAGAUUGAAAAGGCAGAGUUGUCUGCAGCUAGAGCUCCUCUCUCCUUUGAUGAUUUUGUUUGAUCACUUGCAUUUCUUAGGGCAUUAUUGGCGUUCUGAUUUGUUCCAUUUCUGUCUUGGUUUUAAAGUAAGUCUUGUUGAACGUUUUAUGGUUUUCUGAAGUUGUUGGCAUGAAUCUUGUACUGUAAGGUAGUUGUCUUACCAAACUCUCUGACUAGUCACGUUUGGAAUACUCUCCUCGAUUUAGGGUUUUCAAAUUAUUAGUUUAAGUUGAGUUACUGUUAAGAUUAAGAACAAAAGUGAUCAGUCUGAAGACUCUGAACAGAGUACAAUUAAGACUUCCACUAUACAAUCAUUCUCUGCGCUGUUUCAUCUGUUGCAAGUUAUCAUGUAAUUAAACUCAUUACAUCUGUUGCAAGUUAUCAUGCAAUUAAACUCAUUACAUCUGUUGCAAGUUAUCAUUUAAUUAAUAAGCUUAUUAUAAGCCAAACCGGUGGAAGAGUGAGGUUCUUGAACUAUUCAUCGGUCCACUUAUAAUGUAUCAUUCUGAAUUCUGUUUCAAGCCAAGUGCAUUGACUACAAGUGUAUUAGCGACUAAAGACAUAAGGGACAAACCUUGCAACAAAACAGAUGAAGACCAAAUUGCUCACACACAAAAAAAAUCACGUGUG